Messenger RNA from Glarea lozoyensis ATCC 20868, 2334 nucleotides. RefSeq names its product Nucleotidyltransferase. Gene Ontology annotation, cellular component: TRAMP complex; nucleolus. The record is from RefSeq and is a predicted model, not a curated record. Gene Ontology annotation, molecular function: mRNA binding; poly(A) RNA polymerase activity. Lineage: Eukaryota; Fungi; Ascomycota; Leotiomycetes; Helotiales; Helotiaceae. Gene Ontology annotation, biological process: RNA 3'-end processing. The transcript is spliced from 3 exons. The coding region runs from base 1 to 2334 and encodes 777 amino acids.
AUGUCGCGAUUACCUCCUCUCCCGCCUGGAUUGCCUCCACGGCCACAGUACCCACCACCCUCCUCUUAUGGAGCGGAAUCUUAUCGACCUCGCGAUGAUUAUCAUCGUCAAGAGGACAAUCGCCCAUCCUAUCCUCCUCGGGGCCCACCACCACCUUAUCAAUUUCGCGGAAACGAUGGAUAUGACUCGAGAUCUGACUAUGGCAGACGCUCUCCGCCUCGCAGAAGAUCACCUCCAGGUCGAAGAUCGCCUCCCAGGAAUGGCUAUCCUUCGGGGGACGCGUAUCGCCCUCGCGAAGACAACUUCAGCUUCCGCCAUGAUGCGCCUCCAGGUGUUGACUUUAGUCGAGCUGAUGUAUACAGGCCUCGCUCGCCUCCUCUAGACCCGUAUCGAUCUCGCGAUGAUCAACCACCCAGGUAUCCAAGAGACUACGUUCGCCACAAUGAAAACUCACGUUCCCGUGGAGGUCGUCCUGGUCGCGCUGGAUAUCGCGGUCGUGGUGGAUCUAGAAGAGCUGCCGAUCGCGACUUCCUGCAGACCAACCGCGCUCCUACUCCAGAAUUGAUGUCAGGCAUUGAUGAGGAUAAGGGUAACGGCGUAAGGUAUCGAGCAAUGGAUGAAAUGAGUGUCUCCGAUGAAGAUGAAAACGACGACACCGACGGACCCAGGAAAAAGCGAGCGCGCAGUGACGCAGAGGCCGCUGAUGGCAACAGUGUUCCUCAGUGGUCCAAUCCAGAUCCCUAUACCGCAUUACCCCCUCCUGAUGAGUCUCAGCGUAAAAAGAAAGAUGUGGUCAAGUUGAUCAGAAAAGCACGCGUCACUGACGGCGCUGAUGGGUCGACAAAACCCGGUGCUGAUAGCGAUGAUUUCAUUUCAUUUGAUUUUGAUGAUGAUGUUGACGAGCCAAAGCACACUUUCUUUGACCGCAGCGAGCCAGUGCCAUCGUCCAGUGUCCCAAUAAACACUCCUACAGGCCCAAAAGCUUCAGCACAACGCACACGAGAGGAUCAUCCACCCCGACCAGUGGUGCCGGAGUCUCUACCUAGCGCGAAAACAGAUCCUGUCAAAAUCUCUAUGCGCAAACAGUUACCAGAUAAGCCAAUGAGAAAUGCCGCCGCGAUUGACCUCAGUUCAGACCCGGCUCUAGGUAAUCGUAAGCGAACUCACCAAGAUGAAAUCAAACUAGAAGCUCCGCGUGAGCUCAAUAAUUCGUUUGGAGGUAGAAAAGCGCCAUCUCAUGGCGGCGUAGUCUCGACGUGGCAGCCCCUGCCAGGCACGAAUAGCACUCCGUGGAUUGAGCUUGACCAUUCCAAUAGUGCCAAUAUGGGUCUAUGGAUGCAUAAGGAAAUAGUUGAUUUCUAUCAUUACGUGAAACCGCGUGCUUUUGAGCAAGCUGUCCGCACGAAACUCGUUGAGGAUCUUCGCUCGAGAGCUAAGCAGAGGUUUCCAAAUUACGACAUCAUGACAUUUGGGUCCUUUCCUGCCGGCCUUUAUCUUCCCACUUCUGAUAUGGACUUGGUUUGUGUUUCAAAGGAAUUUAUGAGGUCUGGUCGUAUUCUAGUGGGUUCAAGACACUUAUUCGAGUUUGCAAAAUGGCUCAAGACAAGCAAAAUCGCCCACGAUGGUUCUGUUACCACCGUUCCAAAAGCGAAAGUUCCCCUGGUAAAGUAUGUCGAUCGGCUCACGGGCUUGAAAAUUGACAUAUCGUUUGAAAAUGACACUGGUUUAAUCGCCAACAAGACAUUUCAAGCGUGGAAACAAGAGUUCCCAGCGAUGCCCACCUUGGUCACCAUUAUCAAACACCUCUUAGCCAUGAGAGGGUUGAAUGAGCCGCAAAAUGGGGGAAUCGGUGGCUUCUCAGUAAUUUGCUUGGUAGUAAGUCUUCUCCAGCAUAUGCCACAGGUCCAAAGCAGAAGCAUGAUUGCGGAGCAUCAUUAUGGAGAAAUCCUUAUGGAAUUUUUUGACUUGUAUGGCAAUCAAUUCAAUGUUCAGACCACUGCCAUUUCUUUGAACCCUCCAGCAUAUGUGCCCAAGGAUCAGGCUCACAACAUCGUCUACAAACGGAAUAACAUGGACAAGUUUUCUAUCAUCGAUCCAAAUAAGCCUGAUAACGAUAUAUCUGGCGGCGCUUCAAACACCAGGGUGAUUUUGGCAUUGUUCUCAGACGCGCAUUCUAAACUACAAAAACGAAUGGGACAGUUGCAAAGUCAGCCUGAGCGUGCCAAAGAAAGUAUUCUUGGCUGUAUCUUAGCGGGCAACUAUAGGUCGUUCGACAUUCAACGCUCACAUCUCGCCACGGUCCACGAGCAAACGAUAGGCCCUGUACAGGAUUAG